AUGUCGUUAUUGAAGCCGAAGCUGGUCGUCGCCGACAGUGAUGCGAAUGCAGUCCGAUCUUGGCUUCUCAGCAGGUCAGAGAAAACAACGAAACUCAAGUUCUCAGAGUGUCUGUCAUCUCCGAUUGUAAAGUUUGUGGUUGGCCCAGCAGACAAUCGUAUUGCGUACCUCAUCCAUGUGGCUUUAGCUGAAGCCGACUCGGAAUACGUAAGACACGCUCUUCGAGUUCCCAUGCAAGAAGCUGCAGAAGCAGAAAUCCGACUCGAAAGCUUAGACCCUUAUCUUUUCGGCUUCUACGUCGAAUACCUCUACCGUGACGGCUGGCUCUUUAACGAUGCUGUCCUUCAUGAAACCGUGUAUGUGACACUGGUUAAAUUGUAUGCUUUGGGUGACUAUCUCCAAGCUAGCGAGUUUCAGAGGGCUGCAUACGCCAAGUUUGCCUACGGAUUCUCCAGUGUGACGCUAGCGGAUCACACAUUGUGCGCCUUGCUGGAGAUGGUUUUUCAUGAUUUGCCAGAACGAUCGGCAGUCAGUGAAGACAAUUUGCGCAAGCAUAUCUUACAUCGUGCGGCGACACAACUGAGCAAGCUUCGUCACUACGACCGCUUCUCGAUGCUCUUGGAACACCUUCCAGAGCUGUCCCGAGAGCUUUUGAUGACCCAUCCGGACGCAAAUUCCACCAAGGGUCAUGAGCAGCCGUCAAAGCGUCUUGAGAAACUCAAAAAAUUCUCUGCAGAAAGCACGUUUGGUGCUCACCAAACUGAGGAUGGCUCUGCGCCUACAUGA
This is a messenger RNA of Pseudovirgaria hyperparasitica, 786 nucleotides long. RefSeq lists its product as uncharacterized. The record is from RefSeq and is a predicted model, not a curated record. NCBI's taxonomy places the organism in Eukaryota, Fungi, Ascomycota, Dothideomycetes, Acrospermales, Acrospermaceae. The coding region runs from base 1 to 786 and encodes 261 amino acids. The transcript is spliced from 2 exons.